AUGAAGCACAUUCUAGCCCCCGUUGCCCUGCUCGCUGCCCGCGCAACAAUCCCAGCCACCGAUCCUGGCGAUGAUGCCAAGGGUUGCGCCUCAGGUCUCUACAUCAUCAGUGUCCGUGGUACUGGUGAGGAGCAAGGUAUUGGUGUUGCCGGCACCUUGCUUGGCAAAAAGGUUGCCGAGCAGGUCAAGGGCAGCAAGAUAGUCGGCCUCCAAUACCCAGCGACUCUCGCAAGUCCGCCAUACCCUUCCUCCGUCGGCAAUGGCACCAAGAACCUGACUGAGCUCCUCGAGGACUACCACAAGAGCUGCCCCGAUGGCAAGGUUGCCAUUCUUGGUUACUCCCAGGGUGCCCAGGUCUCCUUGGAUACUCUCUGCGGAACCGACGAGGCGGGAUUCACGACCACCGAUGCUAUUUCUUCCAGUGCCGUUGAUAAUGUUGUCGCUGUUGCUCUGUUUGGUGACCCUACCCACAUUGCCAAUGUCUCUUAUGAUAGGGGCACUAGCAAAAAGAACGGGCUAUUUCCCCGCAAUAACAGCGCCAGUUGCGAGAAAUAUGCCAGCAAAAUCGCAUCUUGGUGCGACACCGGCGAUGUGUACUGCGACUUAGGAGAAGACACGGCUGUCCAUGGCCAGUACUUUAGCAAUUACGGCCCCGAAAUCGUCCAGUUCAUCGUCGACAAGUACAAUGGCAAGAGCGGCGGCAACUCGACCAGCGUCCCUACCGGUACUUCUACUCCCACUGGCAUUUCUGCUCCUACUGGCGGCAAUUCGACUGCGACGACUGCUAGGCCCACGGGCUCUUCCACCUCCUCCGGUGGUGCUGCUCCCUCAACGACUCCCUCUCCUGGAGCCGCUGCUGGCUUGGAGGUGGCUAGCAAGGGUCUCUAUGUUGCCUUGCCAUUGGCCCUCAUGGCCAUGUUUCAAAUGCUAUAG
Metarhizium brunneum ARSEF 3297 is the source of this 933-nucleotide messenger RNA. RefSeq names its product Acetylxylan esterase 2 (gene axe-2). Gene Ontology annotation, molecular function: hydrolase activity. NCBI's taxonomy places the organism in Eukaryota, Fungi, Ascomycota, Sordariomycetes, Hypocreales, Clavicipitaceae. The record is from RefSeq and is a predicted model, not a curated record.